UGGCUGCGCCCACAAAAAUAGAAAAAUUUCCGAAAAUUUCCUUAUUAUUUUCCGUUUCUAAAACAAUCUAGGGAAAUUAUGGCAAGUUGGUGGCGUCUACCUUGUAAAACAAGUGAUAUUCGACUCGAUAUAUUACUUGCUUGCGGCCAGUCGUUCAGGUGGAGGGAAAUAUCACCGGCAGUUUGGAGGGGUGUCCUUGUUGGUCGUGUGUGGACUCUCAGGCAAACAGAUGAAGAAAUUCUUUACCAAGUCAAAGGACCAACCAAUGCUGUGAGGUUUGAAAAUGGCUCUGUGGCAGUGCCAAGAGAACCUCUUCCAAUUAAAUCAAAAAGGGGAAAAGAGCUGAAACAAAAAAAUGAAGAUUCAAAAAGUACCGAUAAGGUGAUUGUGAAGCAAGAAUCCAGCCUCAUCAUGAAAGCUGAGAAAGACGAAAAUGUUGAUGAUGCGUCAUCUGUUUUGAACAACUCAAUUUUGCGUGAUUAUUUUCAACUUGAUGUUGACUUGAAAGCAUUAUAUUCCCAGUGGAGUGCUGCUGAUAAAAAUUUUCAACAAGUUGCAUCAGAUUUUCCUGGUGUGCGGAUGCUCAGGCAAGAUCCUGUUGAAAAUUUGUUUUCUUUUAUAUGCUCGUCAAACAAUCACAUAUCUCGCAUAAGCGGAAUGGUGGAAAAACUUUGUCAAAACUAUGGUGAGGAAGUUGCAGAGUUAGAUGGUGUCUCCUAUUAUUCAUUUCCAAACAUUCUGACACUUUCUGGUGAUGGCAUUGAACAGGAGUUACGAAACUUGGGAUUUGGAUAUCGUGCAAAAUUUAUUUCAAAGUCAGCAAAGUAUAUCUGUGAAAACAAAGAUGAUGGCUGGCUCAAUUCUCUGAGAUUGGAACCAUAUGAGGUGGCCAAGCGUGAACUGAUGAAUCUUUGUGGAGUUGGUGCUAAGGUAGCAGACUGUGUGUGCCUGAUGUCUCUUGACAAGACAGGAGCAAUCCCAGUGGACACCCAUGUCUGGCAGAUAGCAAUGCGGGAGUACAUGCCAAAAUUAAGCAAGGCCAAGUCACUUACUGACACUAUCUAUAAGGAGAUAGGGGACUUCUUUCGUGAUCUUUGGGGGGAUUAUGCUGGAUGGGCACAUUCGGUUCUAUUUAGUGCUGACCUCAAGAAAUUUCAAGAUCUGAAAACACCACCAAAGAUCAAGAGAACAAUCAAGGUUAAAGAUGAACUCGUAAAGACGAAGAAAGCCAAGAAGAGAUAAAGGAUGAACUCGGUGCAAAAACAUUUGACAAUAAGGUCUAGGAUGUGCAGAAAACUGACUGGAGUUUAAAAAAACUUGUGGACUCUUACUAAUACUAUGGCUAUCUGUGAAAGGCUUUGUGGGGCUUUAUUUUUGAUAAGUUUGCUAAACCUCUUCACUAGUAUUCUCCAGUGAUGGACAUCAGUUCCUAUGCUUGAAAUAUCUUUGAGCUUGCUGACCAGUGUCACUGAUGAUCAGUACACAAACAAGAUGAAAUGAAGAUAUCAGAUCCUUUUGAAUUUUUUUUAUUUGCAGCCACAAAUAUACAAUUUUAUACACACAGAAUCAUUGUAAAAGUAUAUAGGAAUGCUUUUUUGGCCAAAUUUGUCAAUAAAUA
Molecule: messenger RNA, 1618 nt
Organism: Lineus longissimus
Lineage: Eukaryota; Metazoa; Nemertea; Pilidiophora; Heteronemertea; Lineidae
Product: N-glycosylase/DNA lyase-like
Exons: 6
Coding region: 79-1242 (387 amino acids)
Biological process (GO): base-excision repair, AP site formation; nucleotide-excision repair; base-excision repair
Cellular component (GO): nucleus
Molecular function (GO): damaged DNA binding; 8-oxo-7,8-dihydroguanine DNA N-glycosylase activity
Source: RefSeq, a predicted model, not a curated record